Messenger RNA from Striga hermonthica, 573 nucleotides. The record is from the annotation of a GenBank genome assembly. NCBI's taxonomy places the organism in Eukaryota, Viridiplantae, Streptophyta, Magnoliopsida, Lamiales, Orobanchaceae.
AUGUGCAGCAGCAAUGCCCUAGGACAAAUUCCCAGAAGCGAUCCCCCAAUCCUCUUCACUUUUGCCCGCCGCCUCACUCGCCCCGAAAGCUCUCCCCACUUCGUCUCAUACCCGGCCGGGCCAAGACGGUGGCCCGUUUUCCGGUGUUCCGUGAACGACGUCGUUUCGGAGCGACAGGCCAUGAGCUUCUACGAGUUGCUCGGCAUACCCCAGACGGGUUCCCCAACAGAAAUCAAGCAGGCGUACAAGCAGCUCGCCAGGAAGUACCACCCAGACGUGUCUCCUCCGGGUCGGGUCGAGGAGUACACGCAGAGGUUUAUUCGUGUGCAGGAGGCGUACGAGACGCUGUCUGAUCCUAAGACGAGAGAAUUGUAUGAUCGAGACAUGGCCAAGGGGGUUCACCUCGCCUUUACUGCCCGCAAAUUUCAUGAGAACAUAGAUGACAAGGCUGAGUGGAAGAGCCGUUGGCAGACUCAAUUGUCGCAACUCAAGAAAAAAAGUAUGCAAAAGGAUUCUGAUGAUGAAAAUAUGUCAUGGGCUGCAAGAAUGCGGAGAGGAAGGAAUGAAGAAUAG